UUUCCAAAAUGGUGGAAAACUGUACAAUUCAGUUGCCUGCUACCGUAAUAUGUUUACCUUUUUGACAACUAUGGUUUUAUGGUGAAAAUUGUGUGUAACAGAAUCUGGAGCUCUUCACAAAAGUGAGGAACUAAAAACUGAGCAUCAUGUGGCCAAUGCUACUGGACUACACCAAAGAUGAAUGCAAGCGAAUCUUGCGGCGUCUUGAACUGGAAGCCUAUGCAUCCAUCAUUUCUGUGUUCAGAGCACAGGGCGAUCUCAGCAAAGACAAGAAGCAGUUACUACAGGAACUUCAGCAAACUCUGAGUAUCUCGACUGAAAGGCACAGGGCUGAAGUUCGAAGAGCAAUCAAUGAUGAGAAACUUGCUACUAUUGCAGACAAUAUUGCAGGUUGUAUGAGCACAGCAGAAUGGAUGGUAGAAGGACGUCGCCUCGUGCCUCUCAUGCCCAGACUGGUGCCUCAGACAGCGUUCACAGCCACGGCCAAUCAGGCCGCCAGCGCAAUGAUGGAGAAGAACGCUUCUCUCCCUCCUCCUUCUCAGACAUGGAACAAAGAUGGACCAACCGCAGUGUUGCCUAAGCCAACACGGUCUUCCAGCCCCUCAUCAAAUGUUGUUGUACUGCCCAGUGGAACUUCAAUUCACAUAAAAGGAAUGUUGAACCAGGAGGAAGAUGAAGAACUGGGAGUGCCGGCCCGACGGGGGAGCAACAGAAGUCUGUCCACGGAUAGCCAGAACGCCGCCUCCGUCUCCACCCAGACCCCUCGUCUCACCUUCACGACAACCCCCAGCACAGUGCCAGGGACGUCGCCGGUCAAGAUCACCAUCAGUAAAAGUCCCCAGGGUCGACCAAUCAGUGUUCAGUCCAGCUCUCAGCCUCCAAAAGUUAUUCUGGUGACCAGUGCUGGAGCAGCCUCGGGUACCACCGUCAUUCAACGCUCGGUGUCGGUUCCAGUAGUGAAAACUCCGCCCACCUCCCUGACCACCCUCAGUGGGGGUCCGGGCCCCGCGCGACCCACGGUGCUGGGUACGGGGAUUGCCUCCACGGCCCCGCCCACGCCCCAUGCCGUGUCAAACUAUUCUGCCGUGGUCACAACUACGAGCAGUGCUAGCCUUGUUUCCACUACUGUUACAAUGCCUACCUCUGUCAUUGGCUCUUCCUCCGCCAUGUUCAGUCCGUCAGUGCAAAUUGGACUGGGAAAAGUGAGACCAAGGAUAGUGCCACGACAACGUUAUCCUACCAUGAUUCCCCAGCAGAAGCCAGGGGUGGUCAUCCCGAUGGGCCCACAGCUGAUGUCCCCGGCUCACAGCGUUAGCACAGCCUCCGGUCAAGUUGGUCAGCCCUCGGGGCACGCCUCCGCAGGCAUCCAGAUGAACCCGGCCCAGCAGAGCGGCAGCAGCAGUAUACAGGUCAAGACCUUGAGCAAACCCACCAUUCAGAUCAAACAGGAAGGAGGAAUGAAGAUCAUCACUCAGAGCGGCACCAGCAAGAUAUUGCCCAAGCCUCAGAUAUCUGGCAGCAGCGGAGGGACCCCCGUGGUCAUGGUCAACACGGGCCAAUCCACAGCUGGCUCUUCUGUCAUGCCCCGCUCCAUUUCUACAUAUACAGCUCACUCUGGCGGCAAAGUUCUGAACAUUACCACUCCGGGCGGUAGGGUCAUCGCCACGACGACCAAGGCAACUAAUGUGGUGACUGUCAACCCCAAGACCCUCCACCUCACCGCGGUCAAGUCUGGCUCAGGGAGCACCACUGUGUCAAAACCAAAUGUGAUUGUGGUUCAAAAGACUCAGCAUCCUCGUUUCCAGAACCCGAUGGGGCAUAGUACGCCUAAUAUCAGGACGCUGACAACCUCAAACCUUCCAGGAGCAAUUGAUAAGGAGCUGAUGGGGCUGGUCCACAAGGACUCGCAGGGUCGACAAAUUCUGACUGCCAGCCCGCAGACCAUCGGUACGAGCAGCACGGGGCGGGCCGGGGAACGUCGAGUGAUCAUCACCACCAGCGGGGGAAGUGGGGAGGUGAAACAGCCUGUGUCCAUCAUCCAUCGUGGUCGAGCAGAUAGUGAGGGGAAAUCGUCCUUGCUGGCUGAACUGAUUCAGGCGGCCGGUAUAAUGCCUUCUGAUGCGGCUGUGGAGACUACAGCACAAGGCACAGACCCGUACGAAUUCGAUCACCAAGAAAGUCUUCCGCAGCCCCCGUCUGUCUCGGUAGCAACAGUAGCAGCAGCAACAGCAACAGCAGCACCUGUCCCUCCCAGUCGGCAGAUAGUGCAGCCCCGCAUUGUACAGCAUCUCCCCCAGCAGCAAGCUCUCCCUCCUGCCGUCCAGCCAGAGAGAGUCGGGGAUUCGGUGGACGGAGAAGUGGAACAAAACGUCGUCAGCUUCUCCGUCACUGCCGAGGAGCACAGGGUAAACCAAGACAGAGAUACUCAAGCAGAAAAAGUUCUGAUGUUGGAGCAAACCAUGUCCUUGUUGAACAAAGAGUAUGUGGAUAUUGCCGAGGAGCCUGAAGCCAUCCAUGUCAGUGUGUCGUCGUCCAGCUCCGUCAGUUCCUCCACCUUGUUGCCCACCGUCGUGUCGGCCACACCGGUCGCUGCUGCCCCCGUGGCUCCCUCUCUUGGACAGCCCAAGGUGAGCAUUUUGUCAGCCGCUCCCAAAGCCAAUCCAGAACCGGUGAAAGGCCCCACCAGACUUCCUGCCUCUGACGGCGAUACAGUGAAACCAGAUGUUGUGCCUGAUGUCCCAGAGGAGGGUCUGAAGGAAGGCCAGCUGGACACUCAGACGGGCCUGUUCUACCAGGUCGGGCAGCCCAGGGAAGGCGCAGUGAAGACGCAGGUCUCCUCCCUCUCGCUACACGCAGCGGUGACCGUCUCCGCUCCGCACCUGCAGCCCACCGCGGUGCUGCCCAUGCCCCCCGUGACUACUGCGAUGGUCGUGGCGGGGACGAGCCAGCCCCCGCUGGUUUUAGCCUCGCUGUCCAACGUCUCCUCCUCGUCCCAGCCCCCUUUGGAUUUGCUCAGCAGUUCCCUCGCUGAAGCCCAGAUCGACUUGGACCCGUUCAGUGAAGACAACAGUAACUCCAGUACGUCUGUGAUUGAGAGUCAAGGCCAACUGUCUGGGUCAAGUGCAGGUCACAUUGGCGGAGAGACUGCGGUGAACUCUCGCCCAGGCAUGGCGGAAGUGCUGAGGGAAGAGACAGCCAAAGACGGGACUCGGAUCCUCACGGUGUCCAACCCCGCCUCGUCCCAACAGGAAGUGGCGGUGGCCCCUCACGGCAGCAGCCAGCUGGUGUCCCUGCCCUCCCAGCUGACGCGCUCCACGUCCCUGCCCUCCACACACAGCUCCACCUCCCCCUCCCCGUCACAGUCCACCGCCUCCUCCAUGUUCAUUCCUGUGCAGGACGUGGCUCGGCCGGCGGUCAAGACCAACGCCAGUGUCAGUAUCAUCCCUCAUGUUCCACAGCAACAACAACAACAGCCUUUGCCGAGUCUGAAGCCCAUUCCACAACCCAGCGUGAUGCCCAUCGCAGUCAGCGUGGAGCCAUCGCCGUCCGUCAUCACCUUCAAACUGGACGAUCUCACGGGGCAGAGGAUUAGCGGAGGAGAACAGGACAAUGAGGAACUGGAGACCAGCAUGAGUAUUCGAGUGGCUGACGUGGAGUCCCUGGACUCGCUAGCUUCCCUCACGGACUCUGUGACCUCUGGCCACACAGAGGAGUUUGCUGGCUCAGGGGGAGCUGCUGCGGCCAGUGUGGACUCCCACUCCAGCGACAGUCAGAUGUCCUCAGACCCGGCCAGCCUAGUGCGCAGCAGCAAGAGGAAGCGCAAAAACCCCCUGGGAUUGGACGACCCGGGGCCGGCCACUCCGGGCAGCUGGAUACGGACAGCGUCCAGUUUGCUGAUGAAGAUCUCCAGAUUUAAGGGAUCUCCAAGAGAUAGAACGGAAAUACCAGCGGCCGAAUGGUUUACCUUUCCAGUUGACCCCCAGGAUGCCCCUGAUUAUUAUACUGUCAUUCAAACUCCAAUGGAUUUCUCCACUAUGAGGAAAAAACUUGAAAAUGGCCAGUACAGCUCAUUCGAGGAGUUUCAGGCGGACAUGGAACUGAUCCGCACCAACUGCUACCUGUACAACAGCGAGGGCACCAAAGUGCGCUGCGACUGCGACGAAGUCAUGACCUUCUACAGGUCGGAGCUGGCCAAACUUCAGGAGAAGCAAGCUAACAAGACUUUCAUGCCGAACUCUUCACCCUUGAAAAGACCACGAGUGGAGGAAAAGAGCAGCCAAAAACUUUGAUCAAAGUUUUGGAUAUCAUAGUAAAAAAUUCUAACCCCACCAUUGCCUCGUGACGUACCUGGUUCAUCGCACAAAUGCGUAAUUUUUAGCUUAUAGCUGUACCAUGGACAUCGUGGAAGUUGACAAAAUUUGCCGUUCCUAGUUGCCUAUAAGACCUUACAUGUAUGUGUCGCAAACCCUCUGCCUUUGAUUCUUCUGUACGGAGAUUUAGCCACAAGCACAGCGUUGAUUCAUGUAGGGGAAUAAAGUGUGCAUAUCAGUACCAAACUUGCUAAUCCUACCGUUGUUUACUGCUAGGCUUGCAGACAAUCAAUAAACACAGGUCUAGUCUUGUUGACAACCACAUGCUCUCGUGAAACGUAAACACCAAAAUGACUUUAAAAAGGCAGAAAAUUCCAUCAUGUUUUGACUUAUUAGAUUUGCAAGUCUUCUCGAAAUUUUGAGUAAGAUAGCCAGGGAAUAAAAGGAAUGAGGAAAAUAACACUGUCGAAGGCCAGGGGUCCAAAAUAUGUCACAAGUGGGCUAGAUCUCGACCUUGAGUCCACUAACUCUGAGACAUGAGACCGCUGUCCCGGCUAAAGAUCUUACUGGAAAAUCAGCGCUGACAGUAGGAACUCACGCCCCCCCCUGGCAACGAAGGGGUUGUUGUAAUCCAAGUUUUAGAUGUCUAGACACUUGUGAAUAAAUUAUAAAACUCUUUCAUUGCUAGUAUGAAUGCCAUAAUAUUUUGUUUUAGAUGGUGUGAUUGAAAGGUACAGUUUAAUUUAUUCCUAGAGUCUAGAGGCUGUCAGUUCUGUGUUGAUCUGCAUUUAUUUUGUCUCGGUGUCUUAAUAAGGAUAGCUUGCUGCAGUGAAUGUUGAUUCAGAUUCUCUGCCUUGUCUGCUUUUGAGAAUGGAGUGCAUGAUCUCUACUAUGCUGUAAUAAUAUUGAUACUUGUAAUGGCAUUUCCAAACAGUAUGAGAGAAAAAAGUGUUUUCAUGUUCAAUUUGAUUGUCUAAAUAAUUUUAUGCGGGGAAAUGAGCCUACUACUAUAGGAAGGGCAGAGCUGCUGUUGAUAAGGUGCAGUUAAAGCUUUGAAAUGAAUAGAACUUGCAUGAGUAUUUAUUCUUGUGAAAAAUUUCUCUUGGGGUCUUGUUACCAAGCUCAAAGCUUCACAUUUAUUUUCCAGUAGUUUUCUGGCUGGGUAUUUACUAUCUAGUAUGGUUGUUUGUUGAUUGUAAAUUCUUCAUGAAAUGUACUUAUAUUUUUAGCUAGGGUCGAAAAUAAUUUUGGAUUUUGCUACUGUACAGUUUAUGUAAAUAUGAAUCCAACAUGUGAAUGACCACCCACUGCCCCCUUAUCAUUGUAUCUACAUAAUAAUAUACUCAUUACAGCAAUUGCAUUUCAUUGCGUUUGUGAAUUGUGAAUAACAGUCUUUUUCUACUAUCAUAA
Messenger RNA from Aplysia californica (California sea hare), 5720 nucleotides. Its product is annotated as BRCA2-interacting transcriptional repressor EMSY. Gene Ontology annotation, molecular function: protein binding. The transcript is spliced from 28 exons. Bases 147 to 4289 code for a protein of 1380 amino acids. NCBI's taxonomy places the organism in Eukaryota, Metazoa, Mollusca, Gastropoda, Aplysiida, Aplysiidae. Gene Ontology annotation, cellular component: nucleoplasm. Gene Ontology annotation, biological process: regulation of DNA-templated transcription. The record is from RefSeq and is a predicted model, not a curated record.